ACUCUCUCUCCCUCUUCUCCGUUGCCGUUUCUUUCCAGAGGGUCUCUCGGUCUCGGUCUCUCCUUCCUUCCCUGCCCUAGCCCCGGCUUCCAUUCGGCCAUUCCCCGCCUCCCCGGCCCGACCACACCCACCCACCGUUCCUCCUAGGAACCGGCUUCCGGCCGGUGCAUCACCCCAGCCCUCGCUGGAGAAGCGGCCCCGGCCAUGGCGGGAGGCGGCGGCGGCCGGAGGGACGCGGAUGCUGGCGUGAAGAUCGGCAGCGGCAACGUGUUCGCCGCGCUCGAGGCGCUCAAGAAGAAGAAGAAGAAGCCUCCGUUCGCGUCGUCGUCCGCUCCGGGGAGGAAGGGGACGAAGGGGCCCAGGAAGGCCGCGCCGGGGGAGGAGAACGCAGCGCAGCCGCCGCCACCGCCAGAGGUGUUCUGGGCGCCCGCGCCGCUCAAGUCCAAGUCGUGGGCCGACGUGGAGGACGACGACGACGACGACUACUUCGCCACCACCGCCCCGCCGCGGGCCGUCUGGGGGACCCCCGGCCCCGCCGCCGCUGCGGAGGAGGAGGAGGGCAAGGCCAGCGCCGACGAGGUACAGGAAACUGAGAGUGAAGAUGAUGGUCUUGAUGUUGACAUGGGUGAUGAUGAACCAGAGGAACCUGAGCAUCGACAUGAAGUUGAUGUACCAUCUGAACCUGAAGUUAAAAUAUCUGCUGCAAUGCCUGUCCAUUCCAAAGACACAGAAAAGCAACUUUCAAAGAAAGAAUUGAAGAAGAAAGAGCUUGCAGAACUAGAUGCUGUGCUGGCCGAGUUGGGGAUCUCUGAAAAUGCUACAAAGGUUGAUGUGACUAGUAAAUCUGAAAGAAAGGCUGGUGAACAGAAUGGAGAUUGGGAUAAGAACGGUCUUCCUGUACCUCCAGAAAGCAAGAAUUCAAAAAAGAAGAAAUUAAAGAAGGACAAACCGACGAAGGAUUCUAAAGAGCAGCCCAAUGAAGUGGAUUCCAGCAAGGAUCAUGGAGAGGCAGCUGAUACAAAAUCUGACGAGGAAGCUACUGCGGUGGAUGUGAAGGAGAAGAUGAAGAAGAUAGCUGCUGCGAAAAAGAAAAAAUCAAGCAAAGAAGUGGAUGCCGCUGCCAAGCAUGCUGCAAUCGAGGCUGCUGCUAGGAGCGCGAAGCUUGCUGCUGCAAAGAAGAAAGAGAAGAACCACUACAACCAGCAACCUGUACGAUAGACUGCUUUCAUCCCGAGCUUCAGAAUAAGCAGCGUGCUUGUUGGAUCUAUUUCACAUCAUGUGAUACGGAGUACUUUCAUGCCUUCCCAACAGAUGAUGCUGUUUUCUCUGCUUGCUUUACAUUAUUUAAGCUGAAUAUAUUGACCAUACCUGUUGACUUUUUGUUGGAGCCCCCAUAUUCACUUAUGGGAAUUUCCGCCUUUGAUAUGGAGGUUAUCAAACAUCAGACUAGUGAUUAUAACAAUGCACAGUUCAUACUCAGUAAGCUAAGUUGGUCCUGAUUUCUGGCUAUUUUUUAUGCACCUUUGGCCUUUGUACGUUACCUAUUAGAUUGUGCCUAGGAAACAAAAAUAUAUAUUUGCCCAGGCAGGAGAUUUGCUCCUAUUUUAAUGUCAGAUGUUCUGUUCA
Molecule: messenger RNA, 1626 nt
Organism: Brachypodium distachyon (stiff brome)
Lineage: Eukaryota; Viridiplantae; Streptophyta; Magnoliopsida; Poales; Poaceae
Product: protein IWS1 homolog
Exons: 3
Coding region: 205-1218 (337 amino acids)
Source: RefSeq, a predicted model, not a curated record